AUGUUCCUCAUUCAAUCAUUCGUGACAGUGACACCAGAGUCUGCUGCACUCAUCAGUGAUGCACUUCAAUCAAACACCUCCCUAACCGAGUUAAACCUAAGUGGUCAUAACCUAGGUGUUGAUGGUUGCAAGGCAUUGAGCAAUGCUAUCAAGUCACAUGGAGGAUUGACACGUGUAUCUUUGGGACAUGAGACAUUGGGAUCGGAUCAUGAUCAACUUGAAUUGUUGAUGGAUGGAAUGUUACAAUGCAAGUCAUUGUUGCAUAUUGAUUUGGCAAAGAGAUCAUUCAAUGCAUUGAGUAUGAAGAUUGUGGAGAAGUAUGUAGUGGAACAUGUUAAUAUUACAAUGAUAACCAGUUUGGAUCUAUCCCAGAAUGCAUUGGAUAAUGAAUCAUUGUCAUCACUCGCUCGUGUACUCAAUCAUACCAAGGUCAACAAUCUAAAUCUUUCACUCAACUCAUUUGAUCACAAUGGAUUGGAAUCAUUCGUGGACAUCAUCCUACAACAGUCGUCUACCAAACUAAACUUGAUCAACUUGACAGGCAAUCAACUUGGUAAUGGAGGUGGGCAACAAGUCGCCAGAUUGAUGCAAGCCAACAGAUUGCACGAGGUUGAGAUCAAUGAAUGUCAUAUUGGCGACGAGGGCGCCAACGCACUCGGCCAAGCUUUGGUCCAAUGGCAGGGACUCCACCUUGCCGCGUCAGAGAAUGCUGGAUUCUCCAAUGGACUCGCAUUGGGCAUCAGAGAGGCACUCAAGUCCUCAUCACAGGUCCAACCUGGACAACUAAGUCAUCUAGCAUUGCGCGGAUGCAACAUUGGAGAUGAGGGCGUCAUGGCCAUCGCCGAAGCAAUUCAAGGUGGACGUUUGCCAAAGCUGACUGUAUUGGACAUUGCUGUAAACUCACUGACAUUGCAAGCAUUGCAGGCAAUUGGUACAGUGCUGAUGGCAGACAACCCCAGCACAAUUAUCAGUCUCGACAUUAGUUGCAAUGAUCUUGGUUUGCCUGGUGUGGAACUAAUUGGACAAUGGUUACAAUCAAACAAACUACAAUCCCUUGAAACAUUAUCAUUGAACAAGAUCAACAUUGGAAUUAAUGGACAACUUGCCCUUUGCAAAUCACUCACCAAGUUCCCUGCCUCACUCAAGAUCAUCGAAUCCAUGGGCAACUCUGGCAAUGUAGAAGAGAGUGACGAUGACUUCCUCGACGCACUCGAUGACCUCUACGAAGAGACCAUCAUUGACUUUAAGUGGAAAUAA
Acytostelium subglobosum LB1 is the source of this 1257-nucleotide messenger RNA. RefSeq lists its product as hypothetical. NCBI's taxonomy places the organism in Eukaryota, Evosea, Eumycetozoa, Acytosteliales, Acytosteliaceae. The record is from RefSeq and is a predicted model, not a curated record. Gene Ontology annotation, biological process: nucleocytoplasmic transport; activation of GTPase activity. Gene Ontology annotation, cellular component: perinuclear region of cytoplasm; cytosol; nucleus. The transcript is spliced from 2 exons. The coding region runs from base 1 to 1257 and encodes 418 amino acids. Gene Ontology annotation, molecular function: GTPase activator activity; small GTPase binding.